ACAACGUAGCUCUUGCCCGUCGCACAAGUAUCUCGACGACUCGAUGUUCAUUCCUCAGGGCGAAAACUACUCCUGUUUCUCUGCUACAACAGCGCAUCCAGCAAACAGACAUAGGGCGGGGUGCCAGUCAUAGUAUUGAGCGUUCGCCGUUCCUGCGAGCUCCACGCAACGGACUGGAGUGCGCACGCCGCAUAACUGCCGUCGAUGGUUCGGCAUGUGCGUACUCAACGGUCAACGUGACUAGUGGGCUGCCGCAUCUGCAAUAUAAUCAAUACUGACAUGUCAGAUUAAUUCGUCUUCCUAUGCUUACUCACGUCCCAGACUACGGUGGCCGACUCAAAGCACCGGUGCACCUUUGCUUAUCGUAUAUGAGUACCGAUGCUGGCGUGUGCGACGUGUUGCUCUGCGGUCAGGUUAUGGGCGGUAAGUAUCAAGUUUCUAAUCACCACGGCAGGCCGAUUGCUCCGGACGUACAGUGAGCAGAUCAGGAAUAUCAGCCGGGAACGAAUGCUCGACGCUUCAUAUCGCUUGCUGGACAAUGCACGCAGAACCCCGAUGACCAGAUGUAGUCGCCUGUGGCAGCCGCUGCUCGCCCGGCCCCCAUUUAUGCGAUCUCCCCCCUUCUCAAAGUCUCACCGCGAUUGCGUAGACUAGGAAAUCAUAGACAGUACAGAGCUUCCGCGCGCCGGGAGUUUGACAAGUUGAUCGAGGCUAGACUCGAUACCAGUUACGGAAGGGUGCACGUGCUCGCCUUGAGAGGGCGGAGAUUGAAAAGGCGA
Rhodofomes roseus is the source of this 779-nucleotide messenger RNA. RefSeq lists its product as uncharacterized. Lineage: Eukaryota; Fungi; Basidiomycota; Agaricomycetes; Polyporales; Fomitopsidaceae. The transcript has 3 exons. The coding region runs from base 379 to 654 and encodes 91 amino acids. The record is from RefSeq and is a predicted model, not a curated record.